This is a messenger RNA of Electrophorus electricus (electric eel), 6596 nucleotides long. RefSeq names its product RAD54 like 2 (gene rad54l2). The record is from RefSeq and is a predicted model, not a curated record. NCBI's taxonomy places the organism in Eukaryota, Metazoa, Chordata, Actinopteri, Gymnotiformes, Gymnotidae. Gene Ontology annotation, cellular component: nucleus. Gene Ontology annotation, molecular function: ATP hydrolysis activity; ATP binding.
GAGGCUAAAAUAAACGUCGUGUUGGAUAUUACUAGGUUAUUGCUGUCAUCUUUAAAAUGGCUAGCAUAGAAGCUAGCUCUGUCAACUCUCUGUGGACAAUAGAGCUUAGCAUGUGUGCUAGCAGGUUAGCCGGAGCUUGUUUUUAGGCCAGUGCCGCGGGUUUGACUGUCGUGUAAUGAGCUACCCGAUGCCGAGAAGUGAAAAUAUGACGCGCAAAAUGUGAACACUGUGAUUUUGUUUGUGAGAGUUGCGCUUUGCGUUUUCAGAAGAGAUGUUUGUCAACGCUGCUAGCGAGAAUGCUAACGAGCCUGCAGAGUUAUGUAAAGGCUCGCUUCCCUCCAGUCCGGAUGUACGUUAGAACAUCUCCCGUAUAAACUGGGAUUUUCUAGGCUGAUGAGCAUACUAGCUAACACAGCUGUCUCUCCCCAAAUGUAAAAACGUGUUUUGAUUUGAUUUAUCUCGUGAUUUACAGUGGGGAUUCACAACGUGUUUUAUUGUUAAUCUUGAUCCGACCUGCGCUUUCGCACGUUGAGUGUUCGGCGUAUUACAGCGGUGAUUGGGGCUGGUGACUGAAGUGAGACAUGGUGACAUGUCAGAUGUUCUCUCGAAGUGCGGCGGUCAGUGUGAGGAUGUGUAGGUAGUGCUCUUGAAGACCCAGGGGACGCCAUGUCAGACGAGGCGAUCUCAGAGAGCGACCUGGAGCCUAGCCUCAACAGUGAAGAGGAGGAGGAGAAGGGAGAGGAAGACAAAAGGGAGAACGACGCUGAUGAUGAUGAUGAUGACGACGACGACGACGAUGCUGAUGACGACGAUGAUGAUGAUGAUGAUGAUGAUGAUGACAACAACGACAAGAAUGGCAAUGAUGAUGCCUCUGCAGACCGGUCAGAAGGGUUGGAGGUGGAGUAUCGUUCCAGUGACUCUGCCCCUGCCACGCCCCAAGAGACCUGCUCCAGGCCUCCCUCGCAGCCGCACUCCCAGGCCUCGUCGAAGUCCACCUCACGAACUUCGACCCCUCAUGAGUCUCGGGGACCUUCAGUGACAGGGUCUAGCCCUGAGUGCGGCUCCCUCAAGAGGAAGUCCAAGAAGAAGAAAAGUUUAAAACCUUCCAAACCUGCUCACCUGAGGAGGAAUAUCAGGAAGCUGCUAAAAGAGCACCAGCUGGAGGCAGGAACUAAAGCAGCCCAGCAGGAGGAGCUGGAGAGGAGAAAGCGCCUAGAGCAGCAAAGGAAAGACCACCCUUUACCCAUAGUGGAUAUGCCCCCUUUGGCAAGCAUUGUUAAGGGUGAAGUAAUCUGUCUGGACAGCAGUGGAGACGAAGGAGAAUCCAUAGCAACUGCACACCCUCCAAAACCAGCACCCAGAGAUGUAGAUGUGAUUGAACUGAGCUCUGGGGAUGAAGACACACUGAACAUCAGCAGUGCGGAUGAUGAUGAUGAGGAGCGCUCAGGCACCCCUGGCACGGAGGAAAGUAGUGGCUCACAUGUAAACGACGCCCUGAACCAGCGUGACACCCAGGGCAGAGUGCUUGUGAACAUCAACCAUCCGGCCGAGGAGGAGGAUCUGUUCCUCGCACCCCAGCUCGCCCGGGCUGUCAAACCACACCAGAUUGGUGGGAUCCGCUUCCUGUACGAUAACCUGGUGGAGUCUCUGGAGCGCUAUAAGAGCAGCAGUGGGUUUGGCUGCAUUCUGGCCCACAGCAUGGGCCUGGGGAAGACCCUGCAGGUCAUCUCCUUCAUAGACAUCCUGUUGCGCUACACAGGAGCCACAACCGUCCUCGCCAUUGUGCCUGUGAAUACUCUGCAGAACUGGUUAGCGGAGUUUAACCUGUGGUUGCCUUCGUCUGAGUCCCUUCCACCCGACACCGAUCCAGCCCAUAUUUCCCCACGAGCCUUCAAAGUGCACAUCCUCAACGAUGAACACAAGACCACCCCAGCACGAGCGAAAGUGGUGGGCGAGUGGUCGCGUGACGGCGGAGUCCUGCUGAUGGGCUACGAGAUGUACCGCCUGCUCUCGCUCAAGAAGAGCUUCGUGACGGGCCGCAAGAGGAAGUCGAAGAAGCCCUCGGGCCCGGUCAUCAUCGACCUGGACGAGGAGGACAGGCAGCAGGAGCUCAUGAAAGGCAUCGAGAAGGCCCUUUCACGUCCGGGCCCAGACGUAGUGAUCUGCGACGAGGGCCACCGCAUCAAAAACUGUCAUGCGAGCACGUCACAGGCGCUGAAGAACAUCCGUUCCCGCCGGCGCGUGGUGCUGACAGGCUACCCGCUGCAGAACAACCUGCUGGAGUACUGGUGCAUGGUGGACUUCGUGCGGCCCGACUUCCUGGGCACACGCCAGGAGUUCAGCAACAUGUUCGAGAGGCCCAUCCUGAACGGGCAGUGCGUUGAUAGCACCCCACAGGACAUGCGCCUCAUGCGCUACCGCAGCCACGUCCUACACAGCCUGCUCGAGGGCUUUGUCCAGAGGCGAGGUCAUGACGUACUGCGGACCCAGCUUCCCACCAAGGAGGAGCAUGUGAUCCUGGUGUGUCUGUCUCCCCUGCAGAAGGCACUCUACAAGGAGUUCAUGAACCGCUUCCGCGAAGCGGGGAACAGCGGCUGGCUGGGGCUCAACCCCCUCAAAGCCUUCUGCGUCUGUUGCAAGAUCUGGAACCAUCCAGAUGUUCUCUACGAAGCCUUACAGAAGGAGAACCUAACCAACGAGCAGGACCUCGACCUGGAUGACCUGAACUCUGGCACAGCGACCCGAUGUCCUGCCCCUGGCCUAAAGAACAAGACCUCUGACCCUGCCAACAGUAAGGCAGGUCCUCCUGCAUUGGCACUCCCCCCACUGCAGGAACGGGCCAAUCAAGUCAUCACAUACGAAUGGGCUAAGGACAUAAUGAGUAGCUACAAGACAGGUGUUCUGGAGAACUCUCCUAAGAUGCUUCUGCUUUUCCACCUGAUUGACGAGAGCGUCCAGAGAGGGGACAAAAUCCUCGUCUUCAGCCAGAGCCUGUCCACCCUCACGGUCAUCGAGGACUUCCUGUGUCUGAGAGCCAUGCCCAUCAAGUUAGGGGAGCAGACCCAGAACUGGGUCCGCAGUAUCAACUACUACAGGCUAGAUGGGAGUACCUCUGCCUCAGAGAGAGAGAGACUCAUCAACCAGUUCAACGACCCUGCGAACACCAUGGCCUGGGUGUUCCUGCUGUCCACCAGGGCAGGGUGUUUAGGGGUCAAUCUUAUCGGGGCGAACCGGGUCGUCGUGUUCGACGCUUCAUGGAACCCAUGUCACGACGCACAGGCGGUAUGUCGGGUAUAUCGCUACGGCCAGCACAAACCCUGCUACAUCUACCGGCUGGUGUGUGACUUCACGCUCGAGAAGAAGAUCUAUGAUCGGCAGGUCUCCAAGCAGGGAAUGUCUGACCGUGUGGUGGAUGACUUGAACCCCGUUCUCACCUUCACCCGCAAGGAGGUGGAGUCUCUGCUUCACUUUGUGGAGGAGGACUCUGACCAGAGCCAGCUGGACGUGAAGCCCAGCGAAGACAUGGAGGCAGUCAUCAGACGUGCCUGUCUGCUGUAUCCUCACCUCAUCACCAAGCAACCUUUCCACCAUGAGACUCUGCUAACGGAUCGCAAGGACCUGAAACUGACCAAGGCAGAGAAGAAAGCUGCCAAGAAGAGCUACGAGGAUGAGAAGCGUGCAUCCGUGCCCUACCAGCGCCCAUCUUACGCCCACUACUACCCGGCCAGCGACCAGAGCCUGUCCAACAUACCCGCUUUCAACCAGAGGAACUGGCGGCCAGUGCAACGGCUAGAUGAGAAGCCAAUCGCCAGUGUGCGGCCGGUACAGUCUACUCCCAUUCCCAUGAUGCCCCGCCAGGCUAGCAUGGGCGGCCACGCUUCCAGUUCCACCUUUCCUGUCAACUACCUGCAGAAGGCUGGGGUUUAUGUACAGCGCAUCAUCACUACCACUGAUAUCGUUAUACCAGGCACUAACAGCUCCACAGAUGUGCAGGCACGGAUCAGUGCUGGGGAGAGCAUCCACGUCAUCAAAGGAUCCAAAGGUACGUACAUCAGGACUAGUGAUGGAAGGAUCUUUGCCAUCCGUUCAGGAAAGACGAGAGCUGGUGAGGGAGGAGGCCAUGUGCCUAGAGACGUGGCAGGCUCUGUCCUGCGUUCAGUCAGUAAUGGUAGAACAUCUCCUCCAGAUAUGAAGCGCUUGACUCCAGACAGUGUACGCCACACUUCACCCUCCAACAGCCCAGAUGUUCUGCGAGAGCUGGGUCGCUACACUGCUGAGACCAACCCUGUUACCACAGGUGAUGACCUGCUUCCCUCAGAUACAGGGAAACCGACAGGGCACGAACAACGCCCCCAGCCGAGUCACGCCCCUGAAGCUCACAGCAGGCAGCUCAGCGAUGAGGUCAGUGGGUCUGCUUCUACCCUGGAUGUUCAGAGUUUGAAAAGGAAACUUAUGACAGACAGUAGGGGCUCCAAACGGAUCUCAGCACCACCUGGAACGCCUGGUAGUUACCCAGGAUUCUCUCUGAGCGGAGGAUAUGGAAUGCCAUCCAUAGGCCUGCACCAGGCUCUGCUCGGAGCUCUGGGUCACAUGACCCCUCCCAUGCUGAGCGGGUCCAACAGACCUCAUUUCCUGCCACAGGCAGGGCAAACACUGGCAGACCUGCACACCAUGUUUCCCACUGACACUUUAGGCUCCUCCCAUUCCUCCACCUGCUCUACGACCACAACCUCUGGGACCUCAUCAUCUUCUGCACCUUCAUCGUCGUCAUCCUCCUCCUCAAUGCCACCCUUCCUGUUUAAUCCCAGCAUGGCAAAUAUGCUCUCUGGGUUUCCUAUGCCCUAUGGUCAAUCUCUUAUGCCAGACACUUCUAGAAUGUUUCCCAACACCUCCCUGCACCAAGGGGGAGCUCUGUCUUCUGCCCCAACCAGCUCUGCUGCUACGUCCAGCUUCCUUUCCACUUCCAGCCUGCUGGGGGCAGCAUUGAGUCGGCCAGACUUGCAGCCCACUCUUGCGGAGAAUGGGGGAAGCAGUUCAGAUGACGACGUCAUAGAGGUGAUUGGGCAGUGAGUGAGUGAGUGAGUGAGUCUGGCACACCUAGUGUGCUGCAGUUGGCUGCCCCAUAAUUCCAUUGUAGUGAAUGGAGGAGUCAUAUUGGUCUACAGUAAAGGUAUGUAGAUGUUAAUGCUGAAAAUGCAUGAAGAGAGGUGGCGAGAGGCUACCACAGACACAGUGGGCUAUUUUGUGUCAAAGGGACCGUAACACUGAGCUUCCACAACAGCCCUUGAUUAGCUGUAUCUCCAAAACAGUUUGAGAUAUUGACCCAGCCCACAUGCCAUCGUAAUGAACAGAACUCAAUGUGAUGGUCUAUAUGGGCAGACUGCAUCCGUAAAAGGUAACUUUUAGAGAUAUUUAGCUGUUUGAUAGAAAUUGUAGCAUUACCUGAACUGAGGGAGAAAAAAACACAAAUAACGUGACCCAUUUUACUUUUUUUUAUUUAUGAUCUUGUAUGUACUAUACUUUUUGUAACAGGUAGACCUCCUGCAUAUACUCUUAGUAAUUUUGCCCAUUUGAAACAACCACCACAAUGGUGGUGGUGGGGGGGGGGGGUCUACCAUAAACAAUAAAGCCAUUUUUGUGUUUUCUUUAGUUUAGCCUUUUAAUAGAAAAUGGGGUGGGGGGAAUAAACUGAAAGAAUGUAAUUUCUUGUUAGCCUUCAAAGCCUUGUGGUAAGGGAGAGUAGAUGAGCUGUAGAUUCUGUUGUAAGCCUUAUUUUAAAAAUGAGUUGUACAUUGCUCCUGUAGCAUCUCCUCCCCCUUAAUUACCAUAAAGCAGAAGAUUGUGUAGACUGUUACCUCCCUGACACCCCAUCCCAGAUGUUUGUUUAUUGAUAUAUUUGGGCUUGAAAAUACUUGGAUCAUGUACGAUGUGUGCAUAGUUCAUAGGCUGUGUCAUCUGUGUUUGGACUACAAAUAUGACCAAAGUGUGACUUCAAUUGAUGUGGAAUGUUCCAAGUAAUUGAUGUGUUCAUGUUAACCCUUCUGUCUGUGCUGGUUGACUGACAAGUUCUUCAACCAAUCACUGUUCUUGGUGCCUAUUGGAGCACUUUCCUCAGACCCCUCCUACCACUGCUGUCUUAUUGGAAGAUGCCCAAGGAAAUCUUAUUUGUUGGGCUAUAUCUGUAAACAAUGUUCUUUAAUAUAGCAUUUUUGUAUCAUUUUUUUGGUAACAUCUAUGGAAGCAUAACUGUCCUUUUUUUUUUUGAUGUAUGAUUUUGGCAGAAUUAUUUAUUUAUAAUUGUCAAUUAAUUUGGAUAGGUGUUUUUGUACCUUUUUGUCUGUUUUUAAGAAGCAGUAGUCCCUCUUCAUUUCCACCAUGUUGAGUUUGCUCACAAUUUUUUAACGUGUUUGUCUGGUGAGUUCAAGACCAGUAUCUGUGACAGAUCCAGAGUGGGGGAUACACGCUCACAGAGACGCUGUACAGGUAGAGAUCAAGACUCAUUAGCUCUUGUACUUAGCACACAGAGGAGAUUAAAAUGACAUUGUAUUUAUUUAAUGUUGUUUUAACAGAAAAUAAAUUCAAACUUUCUUGCUGUA